This is a messenger RNA of Anarrhichthys ocellatus (wolf-eel), 1771 nucleotides long. RefSeq names its product cysteine and histidine-rich domain-containing protein 1. Lineage: Eukaryota; Metazoa; Chordata; Actinopteri; Perciformes; Anarhichadidae. The record is from RefSeq and is a predicted model, not a curated record. Bases 197 to 1462 code for a protein of 421 amino acids. The transcript has 11 exons.
GAGAGAGAGAGAGAGAGACCCUCUCUUUCUUUCUGCUCCCUCCAGAAGACGAUCACCCUCUUUCUGGAUCUUUCCUCUCCGCCUGGCCCGGAGAAACUUCUGGAGGUUUGGACCGCAGCAAAAAGAGGAAACCCGGCGGGUCGGAGGAAGAGAUCAGAACAGACACGAGAAGGAGGACAUCAUCACACAAGCCAACAUGGCUCUGCUCUGCUACAACAAAGGCUGUGGACUGAAGUUUGAUGCUAAAAAGAACAAGGAGGCCUCCUGCGUCUUCCAUCCAGGUGUCCCCAUCUUCCACGAUGCCCUGAAGGGUUGGUCCUGCUGCAGGAAAAGGACGACGGACUUCUCAGAGUUUCUCUCCAUUAAGGGCUGCACCCGCGGGCGCCACAGCGACGAGAAGCCCCAGGAGCCUCUGCGUCCGGAGGUGUCCUCGGAUAAAGGCGAGAUCAAACACACCAACGGCGAAGAGAUCAUCUACCGGGGACCCAAGUCUGCUGAGAUGCUGCAGAAGGAGAGACCCAGUUCAGACGAACCCAUGACCAAGCUGCCCCACAACGUGUCUGCAUCGCUGGCUCAGGUGCUGCUGAAACUGGACAUCAGCAAUAAAGCUGAGGAGGAGAAGAAAGAGGGUGAGGCGGUCCGGGCCGGAACCCGAUGCAAGAACGCAGGAUGCAAAACGGUGUAUCAAGGCCCGGAGACGGACACGGAGGUCUGCACCAACCACCCCGGAGCUCCCGUCUUCCAUGAAGGGUAUAAGUACUGGAACUGCUGCUGCAUCAGGACAAUAGAUUUCAACGCUUUCCUGGACCAGAAAGGCUGCAGCACAGGGAAACACCGCUGGAUCCCAAAGCAGGACAAGAAGAAGGUGGCGUGUCGAUACGAUUGGCACCAGACGGGAAACAAUGUUGUCGUAACGAUUUACGCCAAGAACGCAAACCCACAACUUUCCAGCAUAGAGGCCAACCGGACAGUGCUCUCAUGUCAAAUACAGUUCGAGAACGAGAAGAUUUUCAAGAGAGACUUCCACUUCUGGGGCGUGGUCGAUGUGAAGCAGAGCUCGGUGAACAUGGUCCCAUCCAAAGUGGAGAUCACCCUCCACAAGGCCGACCAGGUGGCCUGGGGCAAACUGGAGGACCCCAACUACAAGCCCGAGCCCGAGCCCGUGGAGGACUCCUUCACCGAAACCACAGAGUCUCAAGAGACCGACUACGACAUCGACGACGACGACAUCAGCGACUCGGACGAGGAGUGGGCCUACGACACGCGGCAGAACAAACCGCAGGAGGAUAAGGAGAGGGACGAGCAGAAGAAGAAGGAGGAAGAAACGGAAAUCUUUAAGACGAAGGAGGUGGAGGAGGAGAUGAAGAAGGCGUUGGAGGAGAAGAAGAGGGCGGAGGAGGAGAAAAGCAAGCUGAAGGAGGAGGCAGGAGGAGCAUAUGAAGACAUGCCAGAGCUCGAGUAACGCCUCGAGGUGAAGAUUGAUAUAUUUUGUGUAAGCGAGGUGGAAGAAACUUCUUUUUGUAAUGAUUAUUUCUGAAAUAAUUUCUCUUUUGUAGCUACAAAUGCAAAUGAAAGGUGGCACUUUGCAGCCGCGUUCCAACUUUGAAGGGGAAAUUUAAAAAGGGUUGUUUGUCUUCUAGGAAAAAGUGACAAACGCACUCUGUAUCCUUAUGUCAUUUCAUUAGGAUAGUGGGUUCUGUCCUCUUAAAAUGUGGGUAUUCUCGACUGGAUGCAACUUCAAUACAAGAAAUAAAAACUUUGUGUACAUUUU